Penicillium vulpinum is the source of this 1494-nucleotide messenger RNA. RefSeq names its product cytochrome P450. The coding region runs from base 1 to 1494 and encodes 497 amino acids. The transcript has 6 exons. The record is from RefSeq and is a predicted model, not a curated record. NCBI's taxonomy places the organism in Eukaryota, Fungi, Ascomycota, Eurotiomycetes, Eurotiales, Aspergillaceae. Gene Ontology annotation, molecular function: iron ion binding; monooxygenase activity; oxidoreductase activity, acting on paired donors, with incorporation or reduction of molecular oxygen.
AUGCUUUCUUUACUUGUGUCCGGGGCGGCCGUGCUCACUUUGUUCAAGCUAUCGGUGUUAGGGUUUGUUUUGUUUAUCGUGCGGGCGGUGGUUCGCAAAUAUUGGACGCCGAUCAGAGAUAUACCCGGCCCGUUUUUGGCUUCUUUUUCGAAAUUAUGGCAGGUUUACCACUUGUGGAAGGGUCAUGGCGAGCAAGAACUCAUUGAUCUCCACAAGAAGCAUGGAUAUUUUGUUCGCAUUGCUGAGAAUGAAGUCAGUGUCUCUCAUCCAGACGCAGUAAAGCAGCUCCUCCAAGCAAAUAUAGCAAAAGGCCCUUGGUACUCAAUCUUCAGCCUACCAGACUACCACUAUGUGAACCAGAUGUCCGAAUUGAACCCAAAACGACACAUCGAAAAGUCACGGAACAUAGCCGCCGGCUUCGCACUAUCAAACAUCAUCAAAUCCGAGCCACACGUAGACGAAAUCCUCCACAGUCUUGAAGAGCGCUUCGACGAAUUAAGCAAAAGCAACGAGGCAGUGGAUUUCGACAAAUGGUUCAGCUUCUUUGCCUUCGACGCGUUGGGCGAAGUGACAUUCUCGAAAUCCUUCGGCUUCGUGGAAACAGGCACAGACAUCAGAGACGCGGUUGCAAACACCAAAGCCCUGGCCCUCUAUAUCGCAGUCAUGGGCCACUAUACCUGGCUACACAACCUGACGCUCGGAAACCCGCUUCUGAGCCGCAUUGGCAUCCAGCCUUCGUCGCAUGUCUUCGAUACCUGUCUUGCUGCUAUUGAUGCACGCAAGAAAAACCCCGAAACAAGAAAUGAUAUGAUGCAGCGCUGGCUGGAUGUUCGGGCUAAAUAUCCUGAUCGCAUGGCGGAGAAUGAGAUCUUUGCGGCGGCUGUUGCGAAUAUCGGGGCUGGGGCCGAGACUGUCGGUGCGACAGCUCAGGCGUUUGUUUACUACCUCCUGCGUCAUCCGCACUAUUUGCAGCGACUGCGCGAUGAGAUUGAUGCUGCUCAGGAUCGCGGUGAACUCUCGCCCAUGGUGCAGUAUAAUGAGGCGCAGAAGUUGCCGUUCCUUCAGGCUUGUUUGAAAGAGACGUACCGUUUCCACUCGGCUGCUGUUGGUGGCCUUCCCCGAGUCGUGCCACAAGGUGGAAUGACUAUUGCCGGCAGAUAUUUCCCUGAAGGAGUGGUUCUCAGUAUCAACACGUGGGUCUUCCAUCGAAACCCGCAAAUCUUCGGCGAGGAUUGCAACAGCUUCAACCCAGACCGCUGGCUUGAAACCGAUACCACUUAUAUCGACUCAUUUUUGAUCCAUUGGGGAGCCGGGUACAACCAAUGCCCUGGCCGCAACCUUGCUCAAUUUGAGCUACUGAAACUAAUGGCAACACUGAUAAGAGACUAUGAUAUUGAGCAAGUGGAUGCUAAAAAAGAGUGGGUAUUCAAGAGCCAGUUUACGGCUGUUCCGUCUGGAUGGCCAUGCAAGAUUCAAAGACGCUCGCGCGAUUGA